Messenger RNA from Branchiostoma floridae (Florida lancelet), 581 nucleotides. RefSeq lists its product as uncharacterized. The record is from RefSeq and is a predicted model, not a curated record. NCBI's taxonomy places the organism in Eukaryota, Metazoa, Chordata, Leptocardii, Amphioxiformes, Branchiostomatidae. Bases 103 to 432 code for a protein of 109 amino acids. The transcript has 3 exons.
UCUGUCGGUUAACAGGAAACACAGAACACUUUUUGCCUGGCCUGAAGAAUUGUUCGGGACGGCUGGGGUUGUCAGUCUGGGAGGGGACGCACGCCCGGGAACAUGUCGGCUUCGUGGGUCUUCUUGUUCGGUUUGCUCCUUGUGGUUUCAGGGGAGCGCGAGGCUUUGUGGCUCGGGGACUACUCUGUGGAAGAUUUGGCUCAGACCUGGACCAAAGAAGCGAGAGCAGAAUUUUGCGAUCGAUUUAUGAAUAUGAUAACGGAAGUUGUGGACAUAAUACUUGAAGAGGCAACGGAGGACGGAUGGACGGGAUAUGGAGAAGCGGAGCGCAGGGCUUGGCGGCGCCGGGGCCGUGUGGGCAUGGAGGAUUUGGCUCAGGACUGGACCGAAGACAUGAAAUCAUCACGUGUGCUUAUUACCGAUCGUUCAUAGACCUAAAAACAGUAUAUGUUUGUGUGCGUUUUUUAUCAUUGUGUCCGCCCUAGUCCUCAGGUAAGCAGCGCAGCGUGAAAAACGCAAAUGGCCUUUUGUUGUUCCAAAGAUCUAUUAUGUAACAAUAGGACGAUACAGAACGUAGAUUU